Messenger RNA from Ciona intestinalis (vase tunicate), 3331 nucleotides. The record is from RefSeq and is a predicted model, not a curated record. NCBI's taxonomy places the organism in Eukaryota, Metazoa, Chordata, Ascidiacea, Phlebobranchia, Cionidae.
AACAGAAGUGUUUAAAAGUUCUCUUUAGUAAAAUACUUUUAUUGACUAAUGUUAAAAACACUUGGUCAAGUGUAUUACAAAACGUCAAGAUUGCCAAGCGGAAAAGGAAGCCGGACAGCAGUGCCUCGUCCCAAUCUAGCAGCUCAAAAUUAGCGUCCGCUAGCGCUUCCACCACUGGAGGUCGCAAUACAACCACCACAUCGGUUAGUUCAGCUGAAAGCAGUUCCAAAAUGUCCCGUCGUUCCUCGAUGCAACACAAUGGGGGAGGAAACCCACACGCACGUAGAUAUAUUGGACUUGAUCAAAUAUGGGAGGAUUUACAAAAAGGCAUCAGUCAGGUAUAUGCAAGACAAAGUAUGGAGAAGAAGAGAUAUAUGGAACUGUAUACCCAUGUUUACAACUACUGUACAUCUGUGGAUCAGAGUGUGUCAGCAAGACAAGCCCCCAACUCAUCCACCCCACCAGGGAGGGUCUCCACAACAAAGAAAGACAGCAAAGCAAUGACAGGAGCACAGUUUGUUGGCUUCGAGCUUUAUAAAAAGCUCAAGCAGAAUCUUCAAAUGUACCUAGCUGAUAAAUUGAAGGCUGGAGAAAACCUUUUAAAUGAAGAUGUUCUACUUUUCUACACAAAUCAAUGGGAAGAUUAUCGUUUCAGUAGCCGUGUUUUAAACGGGGUGUUCGGUUAUCUAAAUCGCCACUGGGUGAAACGGGAAUGUGAUGAAGGGAGAAAGGAAAUUUAUGAAAUAUAUUCGCUUGCCCUGGUUAUUUGGAGAGAGAAUUUGUUCAAACCUCUUAACAAGCAAGUCACCUCUGCUGUGCUUAACUUGAUUGAGAAGGAAAGAAAUGGAGAGACCAUAAACACAUCCCUUAUAAGUGGAGUGCUAAGGUCUUAUGUUGCAUUGGGCUUAAGCGAAAAUGAACAAAAUCGAACGCAGUCACUUUCUGUUUACAAAGAAGCGUUUGAGAGUAAUUUCCUCGCUGACACAGAGAGAUAUUUCACCUCGGAAAGCCAAGAAUUUCUUGCUGCAAAUCCUGUCACCGAAUACAUGAAAAAGGCUGAGGCGAGGCUCCAGGAAGAGGAGAGAAGGGUCCAACUCUACCUCCACGAAUCAACUCAUGAUCAGCUCGCGAGGAAAUGCGAGCAAGUCCUCAUCGAGCAACAUCUUGAGCAGUUUCAUGCCGAGUUUCAAAGUUUGUUAAACGACGAUAAAAAUGAAGAUCUUGGCCGAAUGUUCAAACUGGUUUCUAAGAUUAAAGACGGUCUUGGGGAAUUAAAAACCUUACUUGAAGCUCAUAUUCAUAAUCAGGCUGACGUUGCAAUCAAACAAUGUGCAGAUACAGCUGUUAAUGACCCGAAGCUUUAUGUGCAAACAAUACUUGACGUGCACAAAAAAUACAACGCGCUUGUGCAGACGUCGUUCGACAACGACUCUGGCUUCGUGGCCGCUCUUGACAUAGCAUGCGGUCGAUUUAUUAACAAGAAUGCUGUCACUACAUCAGCCAAGUCUUCAUCUAAGUCUCCAGAGUUAUUAGCACGAUAUUGCGACACACUUCUAAAAAGUGCAAAGGUUUCAGAAGACGCUGAAUUGGAGGCAACGUUAAAGGAAGUGUUGACAGUGUUCCGAUAUAUCGAAGACAAAGAUGUGUUUCAGACUUUUUAUUCAAAGAUGUUAGCCCGACGUCUCGUGCAACAUACUUCUGCAAGUGAUGACGCAGAAGCUCAGAUGAUAUCGAGAUUAAAACAAACGUGUGGUUUUGAAUACACGUCCAAGUUGCAACGAAUGUUUCAAGACGUUGAUGUAAGCAAGAAUUUAAACGAGCGUUUCCGAACUCACAUAGCUGCCUCUACACCACUGGAUUUGGAUUUCUCAAUACAAGUUUUGAGUUCGGGUUCUUGGCCAUUUCAGCAGUCUGUUACUUUCAGGCUCCCUGUUGAGUUGGAAAGGAGUUACCAGCGUUUCACCACAUUUUACUCGCAAGCUCAUAACGGACGUAAACUUUCAUGGCUCUACCAGAUGUCUAAGGGAGAAAUCGUAACCAACUGUUUCAAAAACAGAUACACAUUCCAGGCAUCCACGUUUCAAAUGGCGAUUCUGUUACAAUACAACUCAGCCACAUCAUACACUGUGCAGCAACUCGCGGAAAAUACUCAACUGAAAAUGGAAAUCUUGUUGCAAGUUUUAAUCCACCUGCUUAAGUGUAAGAUCCUGCAGUGCAAAGAUGAGCCCGAUGCUAACAACCUCAAACCACAUAAUGAAAUAGAGCUUUUUCUUGGUUACAGAAGUAAAAAACUACGUGUAAACAUAAACAAACCUGUAAAAACUGAACAAAAACAAGAACAAGAGGUAACCCAUAAGCAUAUUGAAGAAGACAGAAAAAUGUUAAUUCAGGCGGCGAUUGUUCGAAUCAUGAAGAUGAGGAAACAACAGAAACAUCAACAGUUGCUCUCGGAAGUCCUCUCACAACUAUCCUCCCGUUUCAAGCCAAGAGUGCCGAUAAUUAAGAAGUGUAUUGACACUCUAAUAGAGAAGGAAUACUUAGAACGAGUGGAAGGGGAAAAAGACAUGUACCAGUACCUAGCCUGAGUCUCCAGGCCACAUUUUUUGCAGAGCUAUUUAUUUGUUAAGGUUCCUGGGAUCUGUAAGCUAGUUAGUUCUAUUAGUCUAAAAAGUGACGCACCAAAGGUCUUGGAAAAGUCUUUUUUUUUUGCUGCAUGUUUUUAAUUCAAAAUUUAUUACAGCUUCAUGACAAGCCUAACGCAAAAUGUUUAGAACUUGAAUUACUUAAUUUAAAUGACGCCAGGGUAAUUUUGAUAAGAAAAUGGCUACAGUUGUGUCCUGCGAAUGCAGUUUUUGUUCUGGGAACCUGUGGUAGGUGGGUGCUGGGUAACCACAAACACAUAAUUCUGCACUAAAUAAAAAUUGCAUUAACUUAUUUCAGUUUUGUGAAAAAGUUUUGGGGGUAUCAAAAUUUGAAAAGCUGCAUUGCCUGCCAGUUUUGGUACAAAUAUAUUAUCUGUUUUCAUGCUAAGGCCGCGAUCUAGAGAGUGUAGCGCUUUCUGGAGACACAUGUUGCGUACAAGUUAUAUCAUUGCAUUUUUGUCUUUGAACGUGUUAUUAUGUAGCCUGCAAAAUAUAAACAAAGACAUAUCCGUACCUAUUCAAUGUAGGUAAGUUCCUGAACGUUGAUUCGUUCGCUCUUACAUUGCGUUCUAUUCACUUCUGCUACAUUCUUCUUUUUGAUUUCACUUACUCCCUGUUGUUUUUACGUAAAGGUAAUUACCCACACGCCGCCCUUUAUACGUUGCUUAAAUACAGUUUCGUUUACUGCG